Messenger RNA from Larimichthys crocea (large yellow croaker), 2380 nucleotides. RefSeq names its product distal-less homeobox 1a (gene dlx1a). Lineage: Eukaryota; Metazoa; Chordata; Actinopteri; Sciaenidae. The record is from RefSeq and is a predicted model, not a curated record. The transcript is spliced from 7 exons. Gene Ontology annotation, biological process: cell differentiation; negative regulation of transcription by RNA polymerase II; embryo development. The coding region runs from base 776 to 1537 and encodes 253 amino acids. Gene Ontology annotation, molecular function: RNA polymerase II cis-regulatory region sequence-specific DNA binding; DNA-binding transcription factor activity, RNA polymerase II-specific.
CGGCUGUGGGUGACGUCACUAACGUCCAUGUUCUGUACCGUUUAUGCUAAUGAGGAGCUGCAGAGUACAUAAUGAGCCCAGACUACGUGACGACAGGCAUUGUAUCCGACCACAUAGGUAUUAAAGAUGAGGAUCUGAUUCAGAGGGGGGCAGCUGCGGGUCUUUUCAGAGAGUCCGACGAUGUUUAAGAAAUUUCCCUCCAUCAAACUUCACAGCGAACAAUGCAGCCACACUACACCUGACAGGUGGAGAUGAUGGAGGGACUGCAGGAUGGAGCAGCCGGGUUGUGUUUCUGCUCUGCUGCACGGAGACCAGAACAAGAGCUGGAGCUGGAGCUGCUGCUGCUGCUGCAGGCUGCAAAUGAAUGCCCCAAAAAUGAAGAGCUGCCUGGUGCUUUCUUCUUCCUCUUCUUCUUUCACCAAGUGCAUCCUGCGGAGGCUCUCUGACCCCGGAUGGCGCGGAUUUAUCUGCCUUUUUUCCCCAUCACAUAAAGUUCUUCGGACCCAGCCCCAGCGUCUCCAAUCGGCUUCCCUCUUGGAGAGAGUGGACCAAUCAGCGACAGUCUUCGAUGAAUAUUCAUGAGUCCGAGAUUCAAACCUUUGAGCGAGUUUGUCUUGGUCCACAGCAUCAUACCUAGGACUUUUCACAGGCACAAACUACAUUUUCUUAUGAAUGGAAAGAGAAAAAAUCAGUUUGGCUUAAAUUGGGACCCAUCCUUCACUGAGAUCAUAGAAGGAAAACAACAAAAGCAAGACAAGGGGAACAGCGAGAAGAGAUGACAAUGACUACGAUUCCAGAAAGUCUUAAUAGCCCUGCCUCAGGAAAAGCCGUUUUCAUGGAGUUUGGACCCCCGAGUCAACAAAUGUCGCCUUCCUCCAUGUCUCACGGACACUAUCCCAUGCACUGUUUACAUUCUGCAGGUCAUACCCAGCACGACAGCUACAGUCCAGCCACAUCGUUCCCCAGAUCUCUGGGUUACCCAUACGUAAACUCCGUCGGCAGCCAUUCCACCAGUCCAUAUCUCAGCACAGUACAGACGUACCAAAACAGCCCGGCACUCGCACAGACGCGGUUAGAGGACACAGCGCCAGAAACGGAGAAAAACACGGUGGUCGAAGGCGGAGAGGUGCGUUUCAACGGGAAAGGGAAGAAGAUCAGAAAACCAAGGACUAUCUAUUCCAGUUUACAGCUUCAAGCUCUGAACAGGAGAUUUCAACAGACUCAAUAUUUGGCGUUACCGGAGAGAGCAGAGCUGGCAGCGUCGCUGGGACUCACUCAGACACAGGUGAAGAUUUGGUUUCAGAAUAAAAGAUCUAAAUUCAAGAAACUGAUGAAGCAAGGCGGUGGCACUAUUGACGCCAAUGCUUUAGCCACUGGCCGCGGACUGUCGAGCGGUUCUCCCUCGGUGGCACCUGUCUGGAGCUCGCCGACCACCGUGAAGACUUCAGUGGGGACGACCGGAUCUUACAUUCCCAGCUACACCUCAUGGUAUCCAACCACACACCAAGAGUCUAUGCAACAGUCACAGCUCAUGUGAAGAGAGACCUCAGCUCACACACACACCUCCUUCUCCUUCUCACACACUCACUGCGACUCUGCUUCGAGUAUCAGGACGUUUUGAAGGAGCCUGCAGCACUGAUAAUACACAACAACAACAACAACAACAACAACAACAACAACAACGACGACGAAGACAAGACAUCCCGGAGUUUGCUGCCGCAUGCCGCCAGCUGACACAGCGGCCUCCUCAUACCGGAUGACGGCACACAAGGGAUUGAAAGACCGAGAAGGCACACAAUGCGCCCAAGGGCAACAAAGUCCAUGACAGUCAGCGGAAACCGUCGACAAAUGGAUCCUUUUAUUGGCUGCUGUUUAUCACUUUUGUGUCAGUUUCUAAUUUUUUUUUAAAGUCAUAUUUGUGUGAGUUAUUCUCGUUUAUAUAUAUAUAAAUAUCUAUAUAUAUAAAAACACGUGUUUGUUUACACCACAUGUCGGGACCCAAGUUGUUGAUGAUGAUGAUGACCCAAAAAUUAACAGUUAAAAAGGUGGAUUAACCAAAUAUUAUUAUUAAUAAUUAACAAAUCCCACUGAUAGAUAACCAUCAGGCCAUUAUGCUUCAUGCAUAAUGUGCAAAAGCCUCAACCUGCUACUAUGUUGUUUCUAUGUGUUUGUUAUUUAAGUUAUUUUUCUGUUGUUGAGGUCAGUCUGUGUUCUGUUUUUUUUUCUUCUGUUUUUUUUGAAACAACAACACUGUGUUGUUUAAUGCUGCACUAACGCAAGCAAAGCUUUUUUCUAUGCCGUGCCCCGAUGUUAUGUGAAAAAAUGUAAAAGGCCUGACAGUUUGCUGCUUUUGGAAAACAAACAAACAAAACAACAAAAA